AUCAACUAUUUUUUGCAGUUAGAUGGACUUCUUUGAGAGGCAUGCUCCAGGAAUCCUGCGCCGGGACCUAUUGGUUGGGGACAGAAGACAUCUGAGCUUCUUCACCGAGAGGCAGCUGGAUCUUCUGGCUGAAGCAAAGACCUGGUGUAUGGACGGCACCUUCCGCUGUGUGAACCACCCCUGGAAGCAGAUGUUUUCCAUCCACGGAUUUGUAAAGUCUGGGCAGCACAUUAAGCAGGGAUUUGUUGCAGAUUUUGAAGCAGCACUGUGGAAGGCCUUAAAGGACCGGUUCCCUGGAACACCCAUCCAAGGCUGUGUGUUCCACUGGACACAGGCAGUAUUUAGGAAAGUCCAGGAUCACGGACGUCAGGUACAAUAUGUUAGCAAUUGGUUUUUAGCAAUUUGGUAUGGCAAUGCUGUUGUCCAUGGAUGUCUACAGGACGUGGAUUCAUUCUUCAAGAUCCAUCACUGGAGUGUGUUCAUGACGUCCAUCCGGGCGAACAAUGAUGUGGAGGGAUGGUACAACCGCCUUAACACCAGUGUUGCCACCAAGGGAUCGGUUCCCUUUUACCAUCUUCUUGUUCUGCAUCGGGAAGCGACCAACAUCACAGUGCAGAUGAAGAUGGUAUCUGAAAGUGCAGAUGAAGAUGGUAACUGACGGGAAUAUGCAGAGAUUCCAAAGGAAGAGGACAUCACAGGUAGAAGGUCCUGUCUUCAAACUGUGGAACAACUACUGUGAAAGAUCGAUCACUGCGAGUGAACUGUUAAAGGGCUGUGCUUCUAUUUAUGGACCACCAGCUUUGAAUAUGUGAUUCGUUCAGAUAUCGUGAUACCGACAGCUGUGCCCCUUUGUGAAAUGUACAUCUUGUAAUGUAAAAAUGUCUUUAACUUAUUAAGUAUGUUUG
Molecule: messenger RNA, 905 nt
Organism: Magallana angulata
Lineage: Eukaryota; Metazoa; Mollusca; Bivalvia; Ostreida; Ostreidae
Exons: 3
Coding region: 23-658 (211 amino acids)
Source: RefSeq, a predicted model, not a curated record